Messenger RNA from Caenorhabditis briggsae, 1791 nucleotides. The record is from RefSeq and is a predicted model, not a curated record. Lineage: Eukaryota; Metazoa; Nematoda; Chromadorea; Rhabditida; Rhabditidae. The transcript is spliced from 13 exons. Bases 1 to 1791 code for a protein of 596 amino acids.
AUGUCUUUCAGAAUAAAAGAUUUUCAACAUUUUUUCCCAAGUUUUAUAUUUCUGCUCAUUGCUUUUCUAAUUAUUGUGAUCACUGUUGGUAUCACUAAAAAUGCGAAUUUCAACCCGAUGGUUGGACCCAGUUACCCGUUUGAGUACGCCUACUCAAUGCAAGAUACAAGAACGCUCCUGGCUAACCAUUGUAAGUUUCCCUUCAUAUUUUUUGCAAACUAUGAUGUGGAAGAUGGAGUCUACGAAAUAGAUCCCGAAGACGAUUGUGUGCCCCACGAACUGAAUGAAUAUGUGCAUUUAUCAACAAAAGGUGUUCUUACAUUUCGAUCAAAAGUGGAAACCAAUUCCACUUUGAAAUCAAUUAGGUAUGCUAACGUGACUUCUGGAAAAAUAAAAGAUCAAUCUGAUUUUAGGUGCACAUAUUAUAAGCAUAGUGGAGUAUCAGAGAGAUAUUUUGAGGUGAGUGUAAUUCUACCAGAUGUUCCUGUUCAAAUUCCCCAUUACAAUUUUGCUUUUUCUUGUAAAAAAGACGGAAUUGUUGAAUUUGUAAAACCGUUUGUCAAUUUUGCAGCCAUUCCAAAAGAAGUUCCAGGAGAGUCUGUGGCUGUGAUAUUUCUUCCUUCAAUUCACCAUUUGCUAUUUACAAAGAAAAUGACAAGAACGAAAAAUCUCAUGAAACAGAAUGAGUUUGUGUUUGCUCAGAUGAUGAAUAUGAAACAAGAAAAACCGUUUCUCGAUCUUCUCCUCCAACUUGGAAUUUCAAGUGACAUGAGUGUGUUUCAAAAAGCGACGAAACAAAAUUUCACCACAUUUUUCUCUGGACCUCAACAAAUUCGAGACUUAAUUGAUGUAGAUUAUGACACCACGGAUCAUCGAAAACUUAUUUCUGAUUAUCUGAUCGAUGAGAAUUUAUGUCUUGAAGAUGGAAGAAAACUAAUGGAUGAUCAGCUAGAAAACAUCGAAUCGUUUUUGGAAUCUACUUCUGGUUUCAAGUUUUUCUCUGCACUUUUUUUGGACGACUACGGUAGUCAGAGAAGUUUGAUAGAUUAUGAUUUGAGUGAAAUGAUCUCUAGGCUCAGUCAGAAAGGAAUUUUCAAAAGUACUACGCUAAUAGUAACAAGUUAUGAUUCAUCAGUUAAAGAACCCAUGGACCUAAAUUCAAAGAAUCCAUUGUUCGCAAUUAGAGUGUCUGACAAUCUUAGGCCAUCUCUGCCAGCAGAGCAAUAUUAUUUUCACUUGAACUCUUACAGGUUACUGACAACUGCCAAUUCCUAUAAUUUAAUUAUGAACAUGCUGGAGCCGAAAACAACUUUGGACCUGUCUCCUCUAACUCUGCAGUCAACUACCGGUUCUUGCCAGACAGCGGGCAUUUCUGAGAAAAUGUGUCUUUGCAUGAAAUCGAUAGCCACACCUACGUUCCCAGAAUCGAUUAGAGACGGAUACCUGGAAAAGUUGCAAAAAGAGUUUGGCGAAGAAAUUCAAAAAUAUAAGUGUGUGAAAUCUCAUGAAAUUCAAAACGUAACAGAAUUUUUUGAGUAUGAUGAUGACAGGUAUGAAUAUUAUAUGAUUGGUGGAGACUUGAAACCAAUUUUCAGAGGAAAGUUGAUUGUUCUGGAACUAACUGGCCAAGCUUCUAUUAUUGGGAUGAAUCAAACCCAGUUUGAUGUUCCAUUAAAGAAGACGUUUGUUUAUGAUUCAGUAUUGAAGUAUUUCCGAGAAUUCGACUACGCCAGAAUGCUCAUCGGUCCCUAUGGCGUUACGAAUAUUAUUCCUAGCAUUUGUCUUCUUUAA